Erinaceus europaeus (western European hedgehog) is the source of this 2923-nucleotide messenger RNA. RefSeq names its product C1q and TNF related 1 (gene C1QTNF1). Gene Ontology annotation, molecular function: protein binding. The record is from RefSeq and is a predicted model, not a curated record. NCBI's taxonomy places the organism in Eukaryota, Metazoa, Chordata, Mammalia, Eulipotyphla, Erinaceidae. The transcript is spliced from 5 exons. Bases 388 to 1227 code for a protein of 279 amino acids.
AGAAGCUAGGGGCACAGAAGUCCCAGCUUCAACCCAGGUUUAGGAGCUCUGGCCCACACCGUGUUACGCUCGAACCUGGGCAAAAGGAAAGGGGGAGGAGGUGGGAUGGGCCUGGGCACAAAUCCCAUUUCCGCUUCUGGUUGGAGACCUCGAGACCUCGGAGACCAGGAGAUAAAGGUGCCCUGAGGAUUUGCUGUCGCCUACACCCGCCCCUCUUCUGCACCUCCCCCCCCCCCCCCAGGACUUUUCAUUUGUCCCACUGGUUCUCCUUCCACAAGUCUGUUUGGACCUAGAAAAAGCUCAGCUGCUGGGAGAUGAUCUAACCAGUGUCCCAAGAGCCCGUGGCAGUGGGCGCUCCCACUCAGGAGUCAGAGGCUUGGAGGGAAAAUGGGCUGCCAGGCACUGGGAUUCUCUCUGACCAGCUGCCUGCUCCUGGCCUUUACCUGCAGCCUGGUGCUGAGCCGUGUGCCACAUGGACAGCCAGACCCUCAGGAGCAAGAGGGAACUGGGGAGCCACCAUUGGAUCACACUGAAAGGAUUGAAGAAAAUCAUGAAAAAUACAGCCCCAAGCAAGAUGAGGAGCCCUCAGCAACCCAGUGUUUGCGCUGCUGUGACCCCAGCACCCCCAUGUACCAAGCCAUCCCAGUGCCCCAGAUCAACAUCACCAUUCUGAAAGGUGAGAAGGGAGACCGAGGGGACAGGGGCUUGCAGGGCAAAUAUGGCAAGACAGGCUCUGCAGGUGCCCGGGGCCACAUGGGCCCCAAGGGACAGAAGGGGUCCAUCGGAGCCCCUGGGGACCGCUGCAAGAAUCACUAUGCAGCCUUCUCAGUGGGCCGCAAGAAGCCGCUGCACAGCAAUGACUACUACCAGACUGUCAUCUUCGACACGGAGUUUGUGAACCUCUACGGCCACUUCAACAUGUUCACAGGCCGGUUCUACUGCUAUGUACCUGGCAUCUACUUCUUCAACCUCAACGUGCACACUUGGAACCAGAAGGAGACCUACCUGCAUAUCAUGAGGAAUGAGGAGGUGGCAGUGAUCCUGUACGCCCAGGUGAGCGACCGCAGCAUCAUGCAGAGCCAGAGCCUGCUGCUGGAGCUGCAGGAGCAGGACGAGGUUUGGGUGAGGCUCUUCCGGGGGGAGCGCGAGAACGCCAUCUUCAGCGAUGAGUUUGACACCUACAUCACCUUCAGUGGCUACCUGGUCAAGCACUCCACAGAGCCCUAACCCAUGGCACCUCCUCAUCUCCAGCUUGCCUGUUCUCCCACCCCACUGGGUUCCAAUGGUCCAGCAUCAAAAGGCCCCCUGGCCCUUCACCUCCCCCACUACCCUGCUCCCUGCUCCCCAGCUCUGGCGUUCUACCCCACAUUUUUCUUUAGCAGGGACAGGAAGUGAAUGUUGCUGUGUGUUCUGGCCCUCUGUGGAUGAAAUCACAGGGGCAAAUGCCCCCUCUGGAAUCACAUCCUUAAGUGGCCCAUGGCCCAGGCAAAACAUGUCUGGAUAUGGCAAAGAGUCUUCUUUCCUUUUCUUUUUAAAUUUCUCCUUUCCUUCUUUCCUUUUUCAUUCCCUCUCUUUCUUUCUCUCUUUCUCCUUUCCUUCAUUCCCUCCUUCCUUCCUUUCUUUCUUUCUUCCCUUCUUUCUCUCUUUCUUCCCUCCUUUUUCUUUCUCCCCAUGACCAAGGUUUCACUGUUUCAGGCUGAUAUUUUCAGGUAGAGAGAGAGAAAACAGGAGAGGAAAUGACAAGGCUUUACAGCACUGAAACUCCCUCCAAUGCAGUGGAAGCCAGGCUUGAACCUGGCUUACAUGCCUGGCAAAGCCAGAAUCCUCUCCAAGUGAGCAAUUUUGCCAGUUCAGGAAAUCUUCCUUAUUCUAGCCCUGGGGAAUAUUUAAGCAACUAUUGGAGACUAUGCAUGGUAUUUCAGAAACUGUGGAUAGCAAACUGGAGGGUGAGCUGUUCUUUUCUUUGUCCCUUUUUACCAGGACAUGGGGAUCCUGGAAACCUCAUCUAGCUUAUUUCUCUCAGGCCACAUGGAAAAAUCAUCUUGAGGACCUGCCAGACUGAUGGCCAUGCCCCAUGGCAGUGACCUGGCCUGAGUCAGAUGCCCUUUCUGAGCCAUAAAAUUGAAGUGGUUCAGGUUGAAGAGGGGUAGGAUGCCAGGCUGAGCCUGGUCUCUGUCAAUGGAGGGCAAUAGCAGAUCUCCUCAAUAUGAAAGCAGGGCUUUCUCUGAGCCCCAAAUCUGGAGGGAUCUGGAAAGAUCCCCCUUGGACUGUCUGGAACUCCCUCAGAGUUCCAUCACUGAAGCCAGAAAAGAAGAGGAAAGACAUGUCUCAGAUGGUAGGACCAGACCCCUCUCCAGUGCUGGAGCUGAUUGUCAUGUGAAGUUGGUGCUCCAGUCCAGGGUGGGUGUAAGCCCCACGGUCCAUCUGCCUCAGUAAGGCCCAGGGCCAGGACCAUUCUGGCUGUUGCUUUAGACCCUCUGCCAUGAGAAAACCUGCCUUCCUGCUGCUAAAGGCCUCUGUCUUCAGUGAGUCUGGACUCUCUGAACCUGGCAGCAGGGUCUCAGUCAGCAUACACUUCCUCUUAAAGAACUGCUUAUGGGACCGGGUGGUGUCGCACCUGGUUAAGCGGACACAUUAAAGUGUUUAAGGACCCAGGUUCAAGCCCCUGGUCCCCACCUGCAGGGGAAAGCUUCAUAAGGGUAAAGUAGAGCUGCAGGUGUCUCUCCUAUCUCUUCCCCAUCUGAGUCUCUACCCAAUAAUAAAUAAAUAAAAAGUUUUAAAAUAGUCUUUUUUAAAAAAAAAACUUUUGUUUGUCAGACUUUAAACUGUAUUUCCACGGGCAUGCUGGGAAGCAUGCAUCUGCUGCCUCAUGAAAUCGUACAUUCUUUUCAGAAAACAUUAAACUUGGAACUGUGUUUCUGCA